AUCUGGUCACACUACAUCGAUGUUUCUUUUUGGCAGCAACUUUUGCAAGUGCAGAAAAAAAGAAAAACAAAGCAGAAAAAUAUACGGAAGCAAGUGCUGCUGCUGCCGGUGCACAGAAAGCAAAUAAAUCGAAAAUCCGCGGUGCUGCAUAGUUUGCCAACCUAGCAAAGACAUCAAAAGGAACAGCAAUAACAACAACACAAAACGCCAGCGAAGAUGGCACUGAAGAAAGUGAAGGGCAACUUUUUUGAGCGUAUGUUUGAUAAAAACCUAACGGAUCUGGUGCGCGGCAUCCGGAACAACAAGGAUAAUGAGGCCAAAUACAUAUCGACGUGCAUCGAGGAGAUCAAACAGGAGCUGCGACAGGACAAUAUUAAUGUCAAGUGCAAUGCUGUGGCCAAGCUGACCUACAUACAAAUGCUGGGCUACGACAUCUCGUGGGCCGGCUUCAACAUCAUCGAGGUGAUGAGUUCGUCCCGAUUUACCUGCAAGCGAAUUGGUUACCUGGCGGCCAGUCAAUGCUUUCAUCCUGACAGCGAGUUGCUAAUGCUGACCACAAACAUGAUACGCAAGGAUCUCAACUCUCAGAAUCAAUACGAUGCAGGUGUAGCGCUGAGCGGCCUAAGCUGUUUUAUAUCACCCGAUCUGUCCCGCGAUUUGGCAAAUGAUAUUAUGACACUGAUGAGCUCAACGAAACCGUAUCUGCGCAUGAAAGCCGUCCUGAUGAUGUAUAAAGUAUUUUUACGAUAUCCCGAAGCCUUGAGACCGGCAUUUCCUAAGCUGAAAGAGAAACUGGAAGAUCCAGAUCCAGGAGUUCAAUCCGCCGCUGUGAAUGUUAUUUGUGAAUUAGCGCGUAAGAAUCCAAAAAACUACCUGCCCUUGGCUCCAAUCUUCUUCAAACUGAUGACCACAUCGACCAACAAUUGGAUGCUGAUCAAGAUCAUCAAGCUGUUUGGCGCUUUAACUCCCUUAGAACCCCGGCUAGGAAAGAAAUUAAUAGAACCACUCACAAAUCUAAUUCAUAGCACCUCGGCGAUGAGUCUCCUAUACGAAUGCAUCAAUACGGUGAUCGCGGUGCUCAUCAGCAUAAGCAGCGGCAUGCCCAACCACAGUGCCUCCAUCCAGCUCUGCGUCCAGAAGCUGCGCAUCCUCAUCGAGGACUCUGACCAGAACUUGAAAUACCUGGGCCUUCUGGCCAUGUCGAAGAUCCUGAAGACGCAUCCAAAGAGUGUGCAGGCGCACAAGGAUCUGAUAUUGGCCUGUCUGGACGAUAAGGACGAAUCGAUUAGACUGCGCGCCUUGGAUCUGCUGUAUGGCAUGGUGUCCAAGAAGAACCUCAUGGAGAUCGUGAAGCGUCUGUUGGGUCACAUGGAGCGGGCAGAGGGCUCGGCCUAUCGCGACGAGCUGCUCUACAAGGUGAUCGAGAUAUGCGGUCAGAGUUCCUACCUGUAUGUAACCAAUUUCGAAUGGUAUCUCACCGUACUGGUGGAGCUCAUCCAGCUGGAGGCUGGCUCACGGCACGGCCGUCUCAUUGCCGAGCAGCUGCUGGACGUGGCCAUUCGGGUGCCGGUGGUCCGUCAAUUUGCCGUUAACGAGAUGACCAAUCUUCUGGACACGUUCGCCGUUUCGGCGCAGAGCAACUCAAUGUACGAGGUGCUCUACGCCGCCGCCUGGAUUGUCGGCGAGUUCGCCGGCGAGCUGGAGGAUGCGGAGAAGACGCUCAAUAUCCUGCUCCGUCCCAGACAGCUGCCCGGCCACAUCCAGGGCGUUUACGUGCAGAACGUGAUCAAGUUGUUUGCCCGCCUGGCCACCACAUGCCUAGAACUUCAGGAUCUUCCUGGAUUGGUCAAGCUCUGCGAGCAUGUUCUGGAAAAGCUGCAGCACUUCAAUGGCUCCAGCGAUAUCGAGGUCCAGGAGAGAGCCAACUCCGCCUGCAUGCUGAUCGAAAUGCUGCGCACCCAACUGUCCACGACGGAUGAGACCUUAAUGGACACGACGACAACGAUGGAGGGCGGCGGCAUACCACCGCUGGCCAUUGAAAUUGUCCAGGAAAUAACGCUGCUCUUUGCUGGUGAACUGAUUCCGGUGGCGCCUAAGGCGCAACGGAAGGUGCCCCUACCAGACGGACUGGAUUUGGAUGAGUGGAUCAAUCCGCCGCCACCAGAGGAUGCGGCGAGCAGUUCGUCUUCCGAGCACGACAAGGAUGAGCUCUUUGUCAGCGCCGGAACGGGAGUGGAUGGCGGCAACGGCGGCCCCGGAAGCGGUGGAAAGCGUCGUCAGAGCUUGGAGCUGACGCCGGAGCAGCUGGAGCGGCAACGCAUGGCCCGCCUCCUGGAACAGUCCAGCAAUCCGCACUAUCUCAAGUCAACGCCAACGACGAGCGGAUCGGUGGCCAACGCGGAUCAGUAUGACAACAUCGAUGACAUUCCCAUCACGGAACUGCCGCUGGACAUGGAGGGCGUGGCAGCUCUUCGGGUGGGCAUCACAAAGCGUUCGGACAAAUAUCUGCAGGAGCAGCAGCAGGCUUCUGCCCACGGCGGCAAGGAUGGCAAGAAGAAACAUAAAAAAGGCAAGAAGAGCAAAAAGUCAAAAAAUAAAGUAGCUUACAAUAGCAGUUCCGAAUCGGAAGGAGAGCCAAAACCUUUGCACAUCGUCAACACCACACUGGACAUGCCCGAGGGCGUUUCGAUGUCGGAUAGCGAGGAUAAGGACGGCAAAUAUGAUCCCAAUGAUCCGCAUCGAGCUCUGGACAUUGAGCUAGAUAUCACGGACUUUGAGGCGCCCGCGGUCAGGUCCACCACGUCCAAAAAGUCGGCGGGCAAGGAGAAUCUCAAGGUGCCAGCGGAAUCCAUCGGCAGCAGCACCACCACCAAAAAGGAGAAAAAGGACAAGGAUAAGGACAGGGAGGGCAAGCGCGAACGUAAGGCAGCCGCUGCCCAGCCGGUGAUUGAUCUCAUCGAUGCCAAUACGCCCACACCCAGUCCCCGCCACACGUCCGCUGCCAGCAACAAUGCUUCAAAUAGUGUCCCUCCAGAUGCCGCUAAGCACCACAAGCAAAAAAAGAAGAACAAGGAGAAGGCGCAAGCGCAAGGCAUCAUCGACAUCGUCCAGGAGGAGGAGCUCAAUGAGGCGGAGCAGGCGUCCAAGUCGCACAAGAAGAAGCAUAAAAAGGAGAAAUCUCAGCGCAAGGAGAAGAAAAAGUCAUCUUCCGCUACGGCAACCGACUACGAACAGCCACUGGGCAUCUCCACGCCCAGCAAAGAGAUUUUUUAAUAGCUAAGUACCCUCCAAGUUCCAUUAAUAUUAUUAUUAUUAUUAUUAUUUUUGUUCAAAUAAUUAAUUAUAACGAUUUAUGUGUCGAAAUUCAUUUAACCAUUAUCCUGUGGACUUUCCAUUAUUUACAAUAAGUUGGAAAACAAUAACAACCACAAAAAAAAA
Molecule: messenger RNA, 3438 nt
Organism: Drosophila serrata
Lineage: Eukaryota; Metazoa; Arthropoda; Insecta; Diptera; Drosophilidae
Gene: g
Product: adaptor-related protein complex 3, delta 1 subunit-like garnet
Biological process (GO): synaptic vesicle membrane organization; protein targeting to vacuole; anterograde synaptic vesicle transport
Cellular component (GO): AP-3 adaptor complex; presynaptic endosome; membrane coat
Source: RefSeq, a predicted model, not a curated record